Molecule: messenger RNA, 1656 nt
Organism: Drosophila subpulchrella
Lineage: Eukaryota; Metazoa; Arthropoda; Insecta; Diptera; Drosophilidae
Exons: 5
Coding region: 89-1330 (413 amino acids)
Source: RefSeq, a predicted model, not a curated record
UAGAUUUAAAUUCGACAAGAAAAAAAAUCCCUCACAUUUGACACGUAUUGUAUUUUAUUUUAAAUAUACCCAGAAUUUCUUUGCCAAAAUGUGGGAGCAGCUGGCGCAAUAUCGCAAUCACUUCUUGCAGCAUGAGAUCAAGGAUGUGCUGAAACCGACUUCGAUCAACAGCCAGCAGAACAAGGAGUGGGCUCUGUACAUGGAUAAACGCAAUAUCUGCAAGUGCGUGCCAUACUGCUGCACUUCCACCUCCACUCACCUGGAGGAUCGGGCCCAAUUGGCCUACGGAUGGUUUGCACUGCCCAAAUUGCUGAAGGAACUGGAUAGUGAUGUUCGCCUGACCCACUGGAAGGCAGUCGUUUCGCUGACUGAGUUUCUUCUGAACCCUCUGAAUGCCCAGAGAGCCAUUACUGAAAUGGACAUUGUGCGAAAGUUGAAAAAUGCCUUUAUGCGUAUGAGAUUGAAGCUUCACAAGGAGGAACAUCGGGAGGGGGAAAUGUAUCUGAAGAUUUAUAACAUACUGUCCCGGAAUUACGAUGGAGCUGAGAAUAUUGCCAACCGCAAGUGUCUGAGGAUCGAGUUUUAUAAAAUAAUUCAUGAGCAAGAGAACAUUAAAGAUGAUCUAGCUUCAGAGAUUCUGCGUAACUUGACAGGAAAACCAAAGGUUCUGGGAAUUUACCUGGAGGAUCCUGAGAAUUUCUCUGCCCUGGCUGGCAUUUUCAAGCAGGAUCCCUGCCGCCCGCACUAUCCCCAAGACUUGUGGCACCAUCUAUGUCACCUGCUUGAAGUGGCGCCCGAGCAGGGAAUCGAGUUGGGUUUUUUCGAGCUGCUCCACUCGAGGAUCCUGAACCGCCUGUCCAACUUUUGGGACAUGGCCACCAAGGCGUUUGCCCUGCUUCUCUGCUGUGUAGAGGGUCAGCGGAGAUUCGAUGCGGUGGACGGGGUGAAGCUACUGUACGAUGUAUUUGCCCAAGCCGAAGAAAACCCAAGGAAGUUGCUUCCCCGCCAGAAAGUGGAGAACUGGGAAUAUACAGUAUUGGCCUUACUAAAUGGCCUCCACAGCAAAAAGGCCUUGUGGCGCAGCAGGGAGUUCACCCAACUGCCUUGCUACGUGGGUCGCCUCAUGGAGUCCACGGUGGACAAUCCCCGCCUGCAACUCUACUGCCUCAAGGUGUUCCGCGAACUGGGCGUGAUGCCCUGCAUCAAGCGCUAUAUCAUAGGCAAUUGGUUGGAGGACAUCUGCAAGUUGUUCUGCCUGGAUGCGGAGGCGGAAUGCGCCAGGGAUUCCCUGGUCGACUGGCUGCGUCGGGAUAUAGCCGAUAGCAGCUAACUACCUAUAGUAUUUACUUUCGUUUCAAACUGAUGUUUGCCACCCUUAAACAUAGCAUUUCCCCGCUUUCGAACCGCUCAGAUAAAUCCAAACCGUUUCAAAAACCACCCCUCAAGUUGUCCCAAAAAGAGAAAUUUAGGGGUAAACCCGGUUCAAAAAGUAAGCAACUGAAGAGAAAGCUUUCUCAACUACCGUCAGCUGUUAUCUUCGGUUGCAAAAUAAUGCAAAUUGUGGUAAAAAUGUAACACCGCUUAAGUCUAUGGUAUGUAAAUUACUCAAAAAUUAUGUUUAAUUUUGAGAAAACUCCAAAAUAAAUAGAUUUUUCU